GCGACGGAAGCGGCGUGGGAGGAGAGAGGAGAAAAGUUUGACACCAGUGAGCAACGCAGGAGAAGGUUUAGGAUCUGCUCAGCUCAUCUCCACCAUCAGAAAAUCCAUCAGGGUGAGAGACCCCAGAGAUGUCCUGACUGCAGAAGACGGUUUAGCAACAGCUCGGAUCUGGUCCAACGGUGACACCAUCACACAGGCACCAUGUCCUACACCUGCCCUGACUGCGGGAAAGGUUUUAGCAGGAGAUCAGCUUUCAUGAAGCAUCAACGGAUCCAUACGGGUGAGAAACCCUUUAAAUGUUCUGAGUGUGGGAAGCGGUUUACCCAUAGUUCCAGUUUAUCAGAGCAUCGCCGCAUCCACACAGGAGAGAGACCCUAUAAGUGUCUGGAGUGUGGGAAGGAGUUUACCAAGAGUUCCCAUUUAUCACGGCAUCACCGCAUGCACACGGGAGAGAGACCCUAUAAGUGUCUGGAGUGUGGGAAGGAGUUUACCCAGAGUUCUGCAUUAUCAAACCAUCACCGCAUCCACACAGGAGAGAAGUUGUAUCCCUGCAGUCACUGUGGGAAAGCCUUCAACAAUAGCACCUCUUGGAUUAAUCACCAACAUGUCCACACUGAGGAAAAACCCUUCACGUGUCCCCAGUGUGGGAAGGGCUUUACAACGAGGCCAAAUCUCACCCGACACCUACAAAUCCAUACGGGUGAACGUCCUUACACCUGUCCUCAGUGUGGGAAGGGCUUCACAUCAAGCUCAAAUCUCACCCAACACCUACGGAUCCAUACUGGUGAACGUCCCUACGAGUGUCCUGACUGUGGGAAGUGCUUCUCCUAUCGUUUCAAUUUGAAAACCCAUCAACGCCUCCAUACCCGUGAAAAACAUUAAAGCUAAUCCAGUGCAAGAGGAGAUUUUACUGGAAAUUAGAUUUCGUCUGACAUUACCUGACCCAUCACAGCCAUCACCAAGUAUGAAGGGUCAAGUUGACCUCAUUUUCCAAGUUCCAUCACACCAAUGAUGCUUUCUCCAGCUUCUCGUGGAGAACAAAAUAGACUCAGAUCAGGAACCGCUUCAUAUCCCACUCUAAAGUUCAGAUUUAGUAUCUGUUUCAGCAUCAUGAAGGAUUUUUUUUAAAUAUGAGGAAAAAUCAGAAAAGUAUUUCCAAUUAUG
This is a messenger RNA of Calypte anna (Anna's hummingbird), 1164 nucleotides long. Its product is annotated as zinc finger protein 3-like. The record is from RefSeq and is a predicted model, not a curated record. Gene Ontology annotation, molecular function: RNA polymerase II cis-regulatory region sequence-specific DNA binding; DNA-binding transcription factor activity, RNA polymerase II-specific. The transcript is spliced from 2 exons. Gene Ontology annotation, biological process: regulation of transcription by RNA polymerase II. Lineage: Eukaryota; Metazoa; Chordata; Aves; Apodiformes; Trochilidae. The coding region runs from base 202 to 882 and encodes 226 amino acids.